Molecule: messenger RNA, 462 nt
Organism: Cylicocyclus nassatus
Lineage: Eukaryota; Metazoa; Nematoda; Chromadorea; Rhabditida; Strongylidae
Source: the annotation of a GenBank genome assembly
AUGUCGCUCUCGCUCUGGCAAGUUCCACGCAUGAUGAAUCGUCUCAUGGACGAUUACAUCCACGAGAUGGAUCGCAGUGUAUUCCCAUACUGGAGGAAUGCUGACCAUUCCAUGCCCCAUGUUGGCAAUGACACGCAACAGGUUAUCGACGACGACAAGAAAUUUGCGGUUUCACUCGAUGUCUCACAGUUUCGUCCCGAAGACUUGAAGGUGCACAUCGAUGGCAGAGAACUUACUGUAGAAGGGGAGCAGGAGCACAAAUGUAAAAACAGCUUUAUUCACAGAUCGUUCAUCCGCAAGUUGACGCUUCCAGAAAACGUAGAUCUGGAAUCCGUGCGUACGCAGCUCAGCGAUAAGGGACACCUAUGCGUUGAAGCUCCCAAGGCAGAUCCGGAAAGACCAAAUAGGAGAAACAUUCCAAUUAUGGCUGCUCCAUCGAAGAACUAUAUGUGCUCUAGUUAA